Molecule: messenger RNA, 1869 nt
Organism: Theobroma cacao (cacao)
Lineage: Eukaryota; Viridiplantae; Streptophyta; Magnoliopsida; Malvales; Malvaceae
Gene: TCP20
Product: TEOSINTE BRANCHED 1, cycloidea, PCF (TCP)-domain family protein 20
Cellular component (GO): nucleus
Molecular function (GO): sequence-specific DNA binding; DNA-binding transcription factor activity
Source: RefSeq, a predicted model, not a curated record
UAAUGAAGAGAGAGGGAGGAAUCCAUCAAUCUAUGGAACAUGGCCAAAUUGGGGAUGGUGCUUUUAUGUGUUUUGAGUUAGUAUCUGGAGGUGAAAUUGGCAGUUAAAGUUGCUAUCAUAUCAGAAAUGUUAGUCAAAACCCCUCUACUACAGUGAAAGAGAGGACAGACAAAAGCAUAUGAGAGAGAGAGAGAGAUAUAGAGGGAGAAGGGGAGGGGGGGGAAAUGACAUAUUGUAAAACCCAGAGUAAAAAUUUGACAUUUGGGGUGUGCUUUGGGAUUUCAAUAUUAUAAUAAUAGUUUGUCUUCACAUUCCUUGCCAAAAACAGUGAAAACUCAUGCAAGUCUAGGACUUUUCAGGUCUCCUUCUUCAAUCAAAGAGGACUCCUUUUUUUUUUUUGUUUUUUGUUUUUAGCCUUUCUUUUACUUUGCCCCCACCCCAGCACCCUUUUACCUGUUCAUGGAUCCCAAGGGCUCCAAGCAGCCUCCACAGGAAGUACCAAACUUCUUGAGCCUGCCGCCACAACCCCAACAACACCACCAACAUCCACAACCCCAACAACAGCAGCAACAGCCUCAAAACAUGGGUGAGAACAAACCAGCUGAAAUCAAGGAUUUCCAGAUUGUUAUUGCAGAUAAAGAAGAAGGGAAGAAACAACAGCUGGCCCCAAAAAGAAGUUCUAACAAAGACAGGCAUACCAAAGUUGAAGGAAGAGGUAGAAGGAUAAGGAUGCCUGCUUUAUGUGCAGCUAGAAUCUUUCAGUUGACCAGGGAAUUGGGUCACAAAUCUGAUGGGGAAACAAUACAGUGGCUGUUACAACAAGCUGAACCAUCAAUAAUAGCCGCCACAGGAAGUGGAACAAUACCAGCGUCAGCUUUGGCAGCAGCUGGAGGCUCAGUUUCACAGCAAGGAGCCUCUCUAUCGGCCGGGUUGCACCAAAAGAUGGAAGAUUUAGGGGGGUCCAGUAUAGGGUCAGGGAGCAGUAGGACCAGUUGGGCAAUGGUUGGUGGCAAUUUGGGGAGACCCCAUCAUGUGGCAACAGGGUUAUGGCCCCCAGUCAGUGGUUAUGGGUUUCAGUCAUCAUCUGGUCCAUCUACAACAAAUUUAGGCAGUGAAAGUUCUAAUUAUCUGCAAAAGAUUGGGUUUCCUGGUUUUGACUUGCCAGCUACUAACAUGGGUCAGAUGAGUUUCACCUCAAUCUUGGGUGGGGCUAGCCAGCAGCUCCCUGGUUUGGAACUUGGCUUGUCUCAAGAUGGUCAUAUUGGGCUUCUAAAUCCUCAAGCUUUGAGCCAGAUUUAUCAGCAGAUGGGGCAGGCUAGGGUGCACCAGCAACAGCAGCAGCACCAGCAGCAGCACCAGCAACAACCCCCUGCUAAGGAUGAUUCCCAAGGAUCAGGCCAGUAAAAUUAUAAACUUUGGCAGCAAGACUAAAAAAAAGUAGCAUUCAUGGGAGAGGAUGGCUUUUUUCUUGUUAUGGUUUCGGUAUUGUAUAAUUGGGAAAACAAAAAAAAAAGUGAGAAAAAUGGAUACUUUGCCUCUCAGAAUUCUAUAGGGACUGGAUGGAUUUUAUUGUGCCCCCUUCUUCUUUCUGCACUGCAUCACCCGAGUCUCCAUUACAAAGGUGGAGCUUUGCACAGCCUAGUAGCUUGGGAACUUCUUGUUUGAUUCAGAGGUGUGUUGAUUAUGAUGUAAGGCAAAUUUAAUUGUUUUCUUCUUCUCUAGGUCUGGAUGGAGUGGCAAUCGGUUUGUUUGUGAAAUUAAACAUAGAAUUUUACAGUCAUACAUGUCCAGUUUCUUGUUAGAUCAAGUAAGAAUUCUUAUUUCUCUAAAAGAAUAUAUUUGUGCACAUACAGGGCCAAUUAUUGAUAA